UUUAGUAAUUAAUUGAUAAUAUUUAUAGAUCGAUAUAUCUUUCUUUAAUCAUGGACGAAAUGAAAAAGAUAUUACAGUCGAUUCAAGAUCAACAACAAAAGCAAAGCGAUGAAAUAAAAUGCUUAGGAGACACGGUCGCGCAAAAAGUGAUAGAAAAGUUAGACCACAGAUUAGUCGCAAUCGAACAAAAACAAUUAGACCUCGAAAAUAAACUAGUACUCCAAGAAAAUCAUAUAGAAAACCUAGAACGUCGUCUCCGGCAGAGAAAUAUCAUCUUGUUCGGCUUAACGGAAAACGAACGAAGUUAUUUUGAUUUAGAAAAAAACGUCCUCCAAUUCAUUAACAACACGAUGCGAGUACAAUGCUAUGAAAUAGAUAUAGAAGCAGUGAGAAGGAUAGGCAAGAAGGGAAACAAAACCAGGCCGGUUAUUAUCACAUUCACAACGCUCAGCAGGAAAAUUCAAGUUUUAUGGAAAAAGAAAAAUCUAGAAGGAACAAAUUGGCAUAUAAAAGAAGAUUUCACAGAAAAAGUAUUGGAAAAGAGAAAAGGGCUUCAAGAAGAGGCGAAACAAGAACGUGAAAAGGGUAACAAGGUGAUUAUUAGGCAAGACAAGCUAAUUAUAUUGAAAAAUAAGGACAACCCCAGCCAGCGUAGUGAGAAACAUUAUAACAAUACAGAACACAACCUGAAGAAACGAAAUAUUAACUCCGUAUACUCACCUCCAAGGCCUCCAAGCCAGAGUUCUGACAAAGAGAAUGAAAUUAAUGUUCCCGAUACACUAAGCGUCAACCCGCAAGCCCCCAAGAAAAACAAAUACACAAUCACAGACUACAUGACAUCACCUAUUGGAUCAGCCCCAGCCAACGCAGCUAGCACAACAUCAGCACAAAGACCACCACCAGUGCAGAUGCCGCUAACACCAGCGCAAAAACUGCCAACACCAGUGUAUAACAACAACAGCGAACGAAAAAACUUAUAACUAGAACCCCUCUCCGCCUCCCACCACGGUUGGUCACCGAGGGAGAGCUAGACCGCCACCCUCCAAGGACACUUACCCAAACAAGUCUAUGCCCCAACUGAAAAUGCCUCCGAUGAACAAAUAAAGAUUUUCUACGAAACUGUCAACAAAGCAUAUGAUCAGGCAGACAAGCAAGUGAUCAUUAUGGGUGAUUUCAAUGCCAAAAUUGGACAGCCUAGACCAGAGGAAUACCUGAUUAUGGGAAAGCAUGGCUACGGCUCACGGAACCAACGAGGCGAACUACUAAUAGACUAUUGCUAUGAAAAAAAAUUAAAUAUUAUGAACACAUAUUUCAUGAAAAAUCAGAAUCGUAGAUGGACAUGGAUCUCACCUGAUAGCUCCAUAAAAAAUGAAGUUGAUUUUAUCCUAACAAACCAUAAGAAAAAUAUAAACAAUAUUGAAAUACUCAACAGUGUUAAGUUUUCAUCUGACCACCGAUUUGUAAGAGCAACAUGGAUACUUAAUCAGCCAAAAAAAAGCAGACACAACUAUAGAAAAAAAAUUGAAAAUAGCUUACAGACUGAAACUGAAAUACAAGACUACUUAACCUGCCUUGAAGAACAGAGAGGACCGCUGAUGACCCUAACACAAGAGGAUUCAACACAAAUAUUCCACGACAAACUGAUCAGCUGUAUCCAAACCUCUAUAAGGCACUCUCAGAAAAAUACCAACACUAAUCCCAAAAGUAUACUAUCAGAAGCUACAAGGCAACUAAUAAUAAAGAGAACUGAACUACAGAGCAUAAAACCCAGAACAAAGGAGACAAGAUCUGAGCUAAGUUAUAUCUACAAAAAAGUCAGUAAAAGCAUAAAAGAAGAUUAUAAAAAACACAGAGAGUUAAAAAUAGAAAGCCACCUUCAUGCAGCUGGUAGUUUGAAAAAAGCCUAUAAAGAACUUAGAACACAUAAAAAUUGGAUACAAGAACUACAAAGAUCAGAAAAAACUGCACAAUCUCGAGAUCAAAUACUGGAAAUAGCUACAACCUACUAUAAAAAUUUAUACAGCUGUCAAGACCCAGAAACACCACAAAUAGACUUACCAAACAUAAGUACCAGUGAAGUCCCAGUAAUAGACGAAAUAGCUAUACUGAACCACAUCAAAAACUUAAAGACUGGCAAAAGUCCAGGGCCCGAUAAUAUCACUAAUGAAAUGCUAAAGACUGCCGCUUCUUUGAUAGCUACACCAUUGGCACACCUAUUUAACCUUAUUUUAAAAACUGGAAUUACACCUAAAGAAUGGGCACAGUCAAAUAUAAUUCUGCUAUACAAAAAAGGAGACCCAAAGGACAUAGGAAACUAUAGGCCCAUCAGUCUGAUGUCUUGCAUAUAUAAACUAUUCUCAUCAAUCAUAUUAUCCCGAAUAAGUGAAAAAAUUGACAAACAUCAACCUUGCGAACAAGCCGGAUUCAGGAGCGGUUACUCAACUAUGGAUCACAUCCACACUCUGGAACAGCUUAUUGAAAAAUAUCAGGAACACCGUCAACCUUUAUAUACAGCAUUUAUAGACUAUGCAAAAGCAUUCGACACAAUAUCACAUACAUCUAUAUGGAAAGCUCUGAGUCAGUGCAAUAUAGAACCAGCAUAUAUAAAAAUAAUAAAACAUAUUUAUGAAAAUAGCACUAGUAAAGUUCAAUUAGACAAACUUGGGCAAUACAUACCAAUAAAGAGAGGUGUUAGGCAAGGCGACCCGCUGUCUCCAAAGUUAUUUCUAGCCGUACUUGAGACCGUAUUAAGCAGCAUUAAUUGGAAAAAGUUAGGGAUAAAUAUAAAUGGUAAUUAUCUAAACCACCUGAGAUUCGCCGACGAUUUAAUAUUAUUUUCAGAAAAAGGAGUCCAACUGGAACACAUGAUACAGACUUUACACGAAGCUAGUGCCAAAGUAGGUUUAAAAAUGAACUUCCUAAAAACCAAGCUUAUGACCAACAGCAUACAAAAGGCUAUAACAGUCGACAACACACCUCUGGAGUAUGUCGACAGUUUUACUUACCUAGGCAAACAGAUAUCUUUCAACAGUGAACGGCAUGAACAGGAAGUUGACCGUAGAAUAAAAAUUGCUUGGAAUAAGUUCUGGAGCCUAAAAGAAAUUUUAAAAAGUAAUAUGGACAUGACAGUAAAAAAACAAGUUAUGGAUAUGUGCAUUUUGCCUUCAUUGACGUAUGCUAGUCCAACCUGGGUGCUUACUACAAAAAUAAAAUCAAAAAUAAUUACAUGUCAAAGAGCAAUGGAAAGAAGCCUAACAAACAUUAGAAGAGUGCAAAAAAUACCGCACAUAAAUAUAAGAGCAAUAACAAAAUUAAUAGACGCUUUAAAGCAUGCCAA
Molecule: messenger RNA, 3337 nt
Organism: Cydia splendana
Lineage: Eukaryota; Metazoa; Arthropoda; Insecta; Lepidoptera; Tortricidae
Exons: 2
Coding region: 51-980 (309 amino acids)
Source: RefSeq, a predicted model, not a curated record